AUGGCCGGCAUCGUCAACAAACCUCUGGGCCUGUUUCGUAGGCCCGAAUCCCCCAGACCUCUUCACACUAGAUGGGGAGACGUGGGAAUCUCAGUCCCCACAGAGGGAUCAUGGAACCAAUACGACAACCCUUAUCGACCAGCACAAGAAGAGAGACAGACGACCUACGGUCCCGGAUUCGUCCCCCACUGCCACCCAUCCGACAAGUCUGGCCCCCCCUCAAAUGAAAUCGAUGAAGACCACAAGAUCGCAUCAUCCCGCUCAUCGACCUCUCGCCGCAACUCUCUUUCUCUGGGAGCCUUGCGUCCGGGUCGUCUCUCCGUGCGCCUUGCAUCACGCCCUAAACACCUUCGGGGAGAAGCACAGCAAGAACGAGACACUCACCAAGAGCGGACUGAUUUCGCUUACAAACCCAUCCGUCAAGACUAUCCUCUCGAGUCGACUGAGAAAUCAAAGCCGGUGAAAGAAAAACAAAACGUCGCCACGCCUCCGUUCAAGUAUAUCCCCACGAAUGGAAGAUACCUUGAAGAAAUCCCCGCAGCGCCUCCGCGCAGCCAGUCUGCUAUGUCCCAUCGCAGUUCUCUCAGUAGACGAGACUCGUUUACGGAGUCGCUGGAAGAACGGCUUGGUCGACGGGGUUCGCAUCAGGAAGAUGACUGUUUUAGUCUUCGCUCCAGUGUGGGUGAUAGCUCGGAUAGUUCGAGUUCGAGGCGCAAUUUUGAAAUGAUGCCGAGGCGACGUACUUCGCCUUUUGUUCCGGCUGAUCGGAGGAGGGCUUCUUUACUGAAGCCUAUGACUCUGGCUAUGGUUCCUGACCCGGAAGAUCUUUUUGAUUGA
Messenger RNA from Penicillium odoratum, 837 nucleotides. RefSeq lists its product as uncharacterized. NCBI's taxonomy places the organism in Eukaryota, Fungi, Ascomycota, Eurotiomycetes, Eurotiales, Aspergillaceae. Bases 1 to 837 code for a protein of 278 amino acids. The record is from RefSeq and is a predicted model, not a curated record. The transcript has a single exon.